Messenger RNA from Aspergillus pseudotamarii, 1424 nucleotides. RefSeq names its product Gfo/Idh/MocA family protein. Lineage: Eukaryota; Fungi; Ascomycota; Eurotiomycetes; Eurotiales; Aspergillaceae. The transcript has 3 exons. Gene Ontology annotation, molecular function: nucleotide binding. Bases 214 to 1314 code for a protein of 366 amino acids. The record is from RefSeq and is a predicted model, not a curated record.
UUGAUGGGGCGAGGGGGCCAAGAAAGGUGAAAAGAAAAUGUUCCUAGGGCUGAGUGGAGAAUGCCUUAAAUUUCCUCCCGGUGACCGACAGCCCCCUUCGGUGUCCAGAGUCCAUUUAAGCACCCAGGCCCCCAUAAACAGCACCACACCACGAUUCAAAGAAUAAUUGACUGCUACCAUCCAUUCUAGAGACGCGACACACAGCCAGUGACCAUGUCAAACAGGAUUCGCUUAGGGAUCGUUGGUCUUUCGGCUGACCCCAGUCAUUGCACCAACUACAUUCACAAGCUCCCCUUGACAACAACCCCAUUGAAAGAAAGGUAUGAAAUUGCGGCGGUAUCCAUGUCAUCCCCAGAGAAGGCUGAGGCGGCCGCGAUUGCGCACGGCUUGCCGAAAGAAAGUGGAUAUCAUAGCGUGGAGUCACUCGCCAAAGACAGUGACGUGGACCUGGUUGUCGUCUCUGUCAAAGUUCCUCGCCGCGCAGAGCUGGCUAUGGCCGCUAUUGAGGCCGGUAAAGAUGUCUAUGUCGAAUGGCCAUUUGCCUCGAAUUUGGUCGAGGCCGAAAAGCUGGCACAACGCGCGCGCGAACAGCAAGUGAAGAGCAUGGUUGGCUUACCGACGAGGCUGGCACCACAGGUCUCGAAGAUGAAAGAGAUUAUCCUGUCCGGAGCCCUGGGGCGCAUCCUGGCCACCGAUCUACUCGUGACAGACGACCUGUUUCUAAAAUUCCAUGCCGACAAAAGACAUUCUCAUGAUAAGGCGAAUGGAGCCAAUAUUGUCACUAUUGCCGGUGGUCACUUACUCGACGCAAUGGCCUUCCUCCUGGGCGAGUUUACCACCCUCCAUGCACAUACCAGCAUGUUGUUCCCGAAGCCUGUCUUGUGCGAUACCCAGGGCAACCUCAAGACUGGUCAGUUUAAUGAUUCUCCAGAUACCUUCACUCUGCACGGCAAGAUUGGCGAUUCUGAGGUCCCAGUGUCGGUGUGCAUGUAUUCACAUCCCCCGACUACCCCAAACUUCUUUCAAUGGGUUAUCACCGGCGAGAAAGCAUCGUUGAAGAUGGAGGGAGCAAGUUUGAUGAUUCACGCUAUCCCGCCAAAGCUCUUGAUAACGUCCUCUGGAUCGGAGUCUGUCAGCUGGGAGGAGAUUUCCCUAGAUAGCACCAUAGUCCCAGGGGCAGAAUAUCAGGCUUGGCUGGACAACGACAGGGAGCGGAUCGUAACCCUAGACGAAGCUGUUGUUCGGUACCGCAUGGUGGACGCCAUCUUUAGAAGCGCUGAGUCGGGGCAGUGCACAUCAUACCGUCACGACUAGAUAGUCAUGAGAGCAACUCCAACUAUUAAAUGCCGGGAUUGCUAUCUAGUAUCCUCCUUGAUCGUGUUCAAAAUGACCAUCCCUUACUCUUGGAGACGAAGGAUUCUUCA